GUUCUCAUCCUCUCCAUUAUUCGAUUGCGCCUGACGUUUUUCAAAGUUUCUCUUCUGAUAGUAUCUAAAAAGACUCCAGCUGGCCCAUACGAUCAAUAUGGUUGUAGGGAUGGCGACUGCGAGACCAAUGGCAAGAGGUUGUCGAUCUCUUCCCCGGCCUGGAUACCCCCCGCGAGGUUUUAAAGACAGUUUACGGAAAAGGAAAAUCCCGUGCCAACGAGUUAUUGUAGGCCUUACACUACACUCUUGGCUUCUCUUUGCAUCACAUCGCUUAGAUAUAAUACGCCCAAAGUUCCGUUCUUGGUACUCCGUCAACAUCACAUGAUGAACUCGGCUAAGACGGCUUCGCGAAAUGCUGGAAGGAGCCGGGGGCCAAGAAAUCUGUGAGCCUAUGAGUAUUGACGGUCGAUGAGGAGAUCUUGUACUUU
Periconia digitata is the source of this 428-nucleotide messenger RNA. The record is from the annotation of a GenBank genome assembly. Lineage: Eukaryota; Fungi; Ascomycota; Dothideomycetes; Pleosporales; Periconiaceae.